Messenger RNA from Cyphellophora attinorum, 711 nucleotides. RefSeq lists its product as uncharacterized. Lineage: Eukaryota; Fungi; Ascomycota; Eurotiomycetes; Chaetothyriales; Cyphellophoraceae. Bases 1 to 711 code for a protein of 236 amino acids. The record is from RefSeq and is a predicted model, not a curated record. The transcript has a single exon.
AUGUCUGACGAGCAAACAAAGACAACUCAAGAGCAAGAGGUCGGAGCCAACGCCGACGCUGCCGCCUCUGGAUCAGGAGCUCUAAGCUUGGGAGGAAACGCCUCUUCGAAGAAGACUGAAGAGAAGAAGAAGCCAAAGAAGCUUGGCCAGAAGGGCGAAACACCCAAGAAGAUCGAAGCACAAGAAGACGAAGGUAUCGGCGAAGAACCAGAAAGCCCAUCGCCUCAACAGAAGAUGGACAGCCGGUCAAAGUCACGAGGCGGCCGCGGUCGCUCUCGCAAUGGCUCUCAACCACCAUCCGACACUGACUCUGCGUACCGAAGCGAUGUCUCGCAGAAGCGGAAGCGCAACCGCAAUCGAGGUGGCGCUAAGGCACAGUCACAGGCACAGACGAAGCAAGAAGGUGACGGCGGUGCCCUAGGCGGCAUUGACGAGGUCGGCGAGACUGUCAACGGUGUGACUGAUCAAGUCAGCGGUGUCACCGAUCAAGCCCAGGAUCUGGUUGGCAACACUGCCGGCAAGGCGCUGAACGCUCCUAAGGAGGCGCUCGGUGGUCUGCUCAACAACAAGGGCAAGAAGGGCCAAGAAGAGGGCGGUGAUGACGAGGGUGAGAACGAGCAACUGAGAUUGAGACUCGAUCUCAACCUGGACAUUGAGGUACAGCUCAAGGCAAGGAUUCACGGUGAUUUGACACUGGGUCUGCUGAACUAG